Messenger RNA from Annulohypoxylon truncatum, 1900 nucleotides. Its product is annotated as acid phosphatase/Vanadium-dependent haloperoxidase. The transcript is spliced from 2 exons. NCBI's taxonomy places the organism in Eukaryota, Fungi, Ascomycota, Sordariomycetes, Xylariales, Hypoxylaceae. The record is from RefSeq and is a predicted model, not a curated record. Bases 576 to 1742 code for a protein of 388 amino acids. Gene Ontology annotation, molecular function: phosphatidate phosphatase activity. Gene Ontology annotation, biological process: phospholipid metabolic process.
GGUAGUAAGACAAGCAUUGCCAGGUUUUUUUUGGCAGUCCAUGACGUCCAGACUUGGGGGCGACGAAUCAAAUUAGCGGAGACAACUAACACAACCAAACACGACGCCAUGCUUCAACUUACCUAACACAUCGCGAUUAUAAGCUUUGAAUUACCGGUCUUAGGGUUGUUGAUUGGAUUCGCUUAGUAGGAGCGAUCUGAUAUGGAGUCGUUUUAAGUUACGCGGGUACUCAGCUAAGCCUGAAAAUGACCAUUAGUGCGUCGCGUCCAUGUCACGGCUGAAGAGCUUAAAAUCAUGACGUCAAUCGCAAACGCACGGUUGUCGAACCCUACUACGCAAUCUACAGUGACUGUAUCCUAGUACCUAAAUAUUUGAUAUUUAUAGUGGGAGUCAACCAAAUCUGUUGUACAUACCCUCACAAUCUCAUAACGGCAUCGUAGCUUUUAGUCUCUCCCCGAGACAUAAAACAUUUACUUCGUCGGGAUUGGAACGGGACGGUACUCGCGGACUGCAUAUUCUCACGAACUGGAAGCGUCGUUAUCACAUAAUAACCACCCAUCUCUACUACAUUGAAAAUGGGUCUCUUCAGUCGUCGCCGGGCUGAUGGUGCCGGUACCAGUGCCGGUGCCGGCCCCGUCAAUGGGCGUCACAAUGGACAAGCCUACGAUACUAUGGGCUAUCCCAUGGCAGUCCGUCCGAGUUUCGGCCAAUGGCUGAAAGUCACAUGGAUUGAUAUCAUUACGAUGAUAUGCAUGGGCGCCAUCGGACUCGGCGUAUACGAAGCUCACCCGGCCCCAACUCGAUCCUUCGCGGUGACUUUCUCCGACGGCGAGGUCGUCUACCCCGAGUUCGCGUACCCGCUCCGCAAGGAAAUCAUCCCCAUCUGGCUCGCCGCCUUCCUGGCCGCCAUCGUCCCCAUCGUGAUCAUCCUGCUGAUGCAGAUCCGCGUGCGCUCCUUCUGGGACGUCAACAACGCCGUCAUCGGGCUGCUCUACUCGCUCAUCACCGCCGCCGUCUUCCAGGUCUUCCUCAAGUGGCUGAUCGGCGGCCUGCGCCCGCACUUCCUCGACGUGUGCAAGCCGGACAUUUCGCGCGCUAGCAACGCCGCCGGCGUCAAAGGCGCCGGGUACAAUGCCGCGGGCUACAACGGCAUAUACUACACGCAGGAGAUCUGCACGGGCGACACCAAGGAGAUCAACGACUCGCUCGAGUCGUUUCCCUCGGGCCACAGCACCGCCGCCUUCGCGGGUUUCGUGUACCUCGCCAUCUACCUCAACGCCAAGCUGAAGGUCUUCGCUAACUACCACCCGGCCAUGUGGAAGCUGGUCGCCGUGUACGCGCCCGUGCUCGGCGCCACGCUGAUCGCCGGCGCCCUGACCAUCGACGAGUUCCACAACUGGUAUGACGUCGUCGCCGGCGCUAUUAUUGGCACCGUCAUGGCGUUUUCGGCUUACCGCAUGUGCUACGCGUCGAUUUGGGACUGGAGGUGGAAUCAUGUACCGCUGCACCGCGGUCAGCCUUGCCUGUACACGUAUGAUGGCGUCGAGCUUAUGGACGCUAUGUGGACGCGGAAGGCGGGCUGGGGCGCGGGCGCGGGCGCGGCGAGCGGGUUUGGUGGUGCUGGUGGUGCCGGGCAUGCUGGUGCCGGGCAUGCUGCUGGGAAUGAGCAGGGCGGCGCUGGGACGUUUUCUAGGAAGCCGGUUGGAAGCGGGACGGCUAGGAGAGGUGAUGAUAUGGUCUGAGAUGUUUUCUGGCCGAGGUGUUUACUCGAUGACUUUGAUUAGGGCGUUUGGCGAGUUCGGAGGGAUGAAAACAUGCUGGGUGGGGUGAAUUUUAAUGGGAUGCUAGACAGCAAAAGGCUAGGCUAGGCCAUUAAUUUAAUCACGAUAUCUGUGUGCUU